AUGGGUCUAGAGCUGUACAUGGACCUCCUGUCGGCACCCUGCCGCGCUGUCUACAUCUUUGCCCGGAAGAACAGCAUCCCCUUCGACUUCCAGUUUGUGGAUCUGCUAAAAGGCAUGACCCCCAGCAGUUGGGCCGGGUCCCGCCAGAACUGGCUGGCACAGGGGCAUUCCAAGAGGCCAGAGCAGUGCCCCGCCGUGCCCUUCUGCAGCGUGGCCAUCCUCUCCUACCUGUGCCGCAAGUACAGUGCGCCUUCUCACUGGUACCCGCCGGACCUGCACACCCGUGCGCGCGUGGACGAGUUCCUGGCCUGGCAGCACACGGCCGUCCAGCUGCCCAUGAGCAAGAUGCUGUGGAUCCAGUUGCUGAUCCCAAUGAUCACAGGAGAGGAGGUGCCAGCCCAGAAGACGGGGCAGAUCCUGGAAGAAGUGAACAACAGCCUUCAGCUCUUUGAGGAAAAGUUCCUGCAGGACAGGCUAUUCAUCACAGGGGACCACAUCUCCCUGGCCGACUUGGUGGCCCUGGUGGCAAUGAUGCAGCCCAUGGGGGCCAGCUACAACGUCUUCAACAGCCCCAAGCUGGCCGAAUGGCGCAUGAGAGUGGAGGUGGCCAUUGGCUUGAGCCUGUUCCAGGAGGCCCAUGACCGAACAACACUCGUCCGGGUCCGGCGCCAUCUCACAAUCCGUGCUACGCCUGAGCCCGCGGCGCAGCCACCGAGUCAAUGCACCCGCGCCGGGUCCUCCUCUUUUCCGGGAACCCUCUCCUUUACCAAGCACGAGUCCCAUUCCGACUCCGUUACUCGCUGCUGUGUGCACAACCACAACUCCCAGGGGGCGCCCCACAACCCCCAGGGGGCACCCCGGGGGGCUCCCAGAGCUUCAGACACCAGCAAGGACUCUGGCAUGCUGGGAGCAGGAGGGGGACGGCGGCUUGCUGGGCCUCCGUCCUGGGUCCCCGAAGCCCACGAGGUCCCCAAGAACACAGCUGGCCAGCAUGUCCCCCUCAGCAUGGCUGUCCUGCUGCGCCUGGCCUGUAAGCAUAAGGUCCCGGACCACUGGUACUCCCAGGACCUGUGGGCCUGCGCCCGUGUGGACGAGUGCCUGGCAUGGCAGCACACAGCCCUAUGGAGAUCCUGCUUGCAGGCCCUGUGGCACAAGGCAGCCACGCUGGCGGACUUGGAUGUGACCCUGCAGCUGCUGGAAGACAAGCUCCUGUACAACAAGGCCUUCCUCACUGGGCCCCACAUCUGCCUGGCAGACCUGGUGGCCCUCACCGAGCUGAUACAUCCCAUGGGCACCGGCUGCCAGGUCUUUGAAGGCUGA
Molecule: messenger RNA, 1320 nt
Organism: Orycteropus afer afer
Lineage: Eukaryota; Metazoa; Chordata; Mammalia; Tubulidentata; Orycteropodidae
Product: glutathione S-transferase theta-4-like
Biological process (GO): glutathione metabolic process
Cellular component (GO): cytoplasm
Molecular function (GO): glutathione transferase activity
Source: RefSeq, a predicted model, not a curated record